Messenger RNA from Vidua macroura (Pin-tailed whydah), 2483 nucleotides. RefSeq lists its product as uncharacterized. Lineage: Eukaryota; Metazoa; Chordata; Aves; Passeriformes; Viduidae. Bases 401 to 2362 code for a protein of 653 amino acids. The record is from RefSeq and is a predicted model, not a curated record. Gene Ontology annotation, cellular component: cytoplasm. The transcript has 15 exons.
GACACGGGGUGACAUAGGAGCUGGCGGUGACAAGACCACGCCAGAGUGCUUGGAGCACGCGACGGGACAGGACGGGACAGAGCGGUGCCGUGAGGAGCCCCCGCACAGCGCACUCGUUCGUGUCUGACCCGGAGCUUUUCCCAGGCGUUAUUCCUGCAGCUGUCCUCGAGGCCAGACCACAGGACUUGGUGACCUGUGGCCUUCCUGAGGCUUCUCUUCUGCAGGAGUCUCCUGUCCUUGUGGCAGGAGCCCUCAAGACCAGAGUGCAGGACUUGCUGUCCUGUAGCCUUCCUGAGGCUCUUCUCUUGAAGGUGCCUUCCAGGCACGACUGCAGGACUCGCUGACUCGGAGCUUUUCCGAGGCAUCUCUCCUGCAAGUAGCCUCAAAUCCAGUGACUGCCAUGGAGCAGAGAUCCCUGAGAGGGCCCAAGCUGGCCUGGGUGCAGGAGGAGGAAGAAGGCCCUGGAGCUGCCCCAAUAGUGGAGAUCAAAGAGGUGGUGCGGUUCAAGACUCUACAGGAGGAUGCAGCCGUGGACCGCACACAAGAGCAGGACCCCGCCCGUGGCCUCUUCCGCAGAACAGUGGAGGUGCCCGCCAUGGUGAGGUACAUCCACGAGUGGCUCAUGGACAAUCAGUUUGCUGAGCAGAGGCUGAUCAGGGCCCUGCUGCAUCUCACCGAAGAACAGCCUGCUGAUGUAGUAAUGACACUCCUGUGUGUGGCCCCAUCCUGUGACAGAGCUGCUUUCACCAUGUGGAAGAGCAUCAUGUGCUCUCCCAGGACUGCCGAGCCAGUGCAGCUGAUGCUCCUCGAUGUGCUGGGGAGUUGGCCAGAGCACAGCACGUUCACCUCUGAUGGGGACAAAACGGGUGUCUUUGUCCUGGCUGCAACUCUGGUGAUGUGGGAGAUCCUCCAGGUGCCCUGUGUCCCACAUAUGGUGACGGUGUAUUUCCCCCACCUACUUGUGCAUCUGCUCUUCCAAGUGUUCUUCAGCACUCUGGAUAUGCCAGAGGAGGUCGAUACCUUCUGGAAGGGAUGCCAGCAGCAAUACGGCCUUGCCACCAGCCCCAACAGGUUUGCAGUGCGGACCCUGAAGUCCCUGCUCUGCCAAAUGGAGCACGAGGAUGUGGUGCUGGCAAUGGAACGCAAGCGUGGCUGGGACACGCUGCUGUGUGCUGACACCCACCACUAUGCCGUGGGUCUGCUGGCCAGGGAGAUAUCCCGUGUCUCCAUCCCCUUGUGCUCCCGGAUCGCUCGCUACCUGCUCCAGCUGCUCAACACACUGGAGCCACGCUGGGAGCUGCCCGCCCUGGCGUUCCUUGUGGAGGUCCUCGAGUGCCUGAACUUGAGUGGAGGCAGUGCUAACAGAGUCCUGCAAAUCUUGUCAAGGCACCUGCACAGCAAGUGCAGGGACAGGCGUCGCCUGGCGCUCAGGGCCCUUCUCAAGCUCAUUGACAAUCCCUCGAUGAGUGAAAAAAUGGGGAGCCUGACUGAAAGUCUUGUGGAGCUCCUGUGCGACGCAGAUGGAGAGAUAGUUAGCAUGACAGUCAUGCUCCUCAGCUUUAUCUCCCGGGACAAGGACAUGCUGAUAGGCAGCUCCAUUGCACUGCAGCUGGUUGAGGCGCUCCUGCCACUCUUUGACCACGUAAGGCUCGCUGCCUCCAGCCACAGCCACUGGCUGCUGCCCAGACACUUUGUGCCCUGUGGAUUUCCAGGCCUGAGCCAAGCUGAGCCCCAUGCAGCCGAUUACAAUAGCCAGGUGCAGCUGCUCUCCAUCCUGCUCUUCCAAACAUUGGUGUCUCUUCCACUGCAAAAGGACAAAAAGGCCCUGAAGACACACGCGCGCCAGAGCCUGCUGCCACUCUUCUUCCACUGCCAUGAUGAGGAUGGGCGUGUGGCACAGGCUUCUCAGGAAACGCUGCUUUGUGUGGCCCAGUUCCUGAAGAGGAGGGAUCUGGAAAAAGUGGUGAAGAAGAAGAAGCUGUGGAAGUUCACCGAGUGCCUGCUGGCAGACGACAGCAGCAGAGCGGCCGAGCACCUGCGCCAGGCCAUGCCCUACCUGGAGAGCCCAGAGGAGCCCCUGCGAGAGGCGGCCAUCAGGUUCCUGGGGAUGGCCGGGCGGCAGCUGAGGGGGAAGAAGGAAGAGCUCCAGCUCAUCUGUGAGGCCCUUGAAGGCACGGCAAAUGACAUCAGCGUCGCCGUUGGAAGCCUGGCAAUUCAAACAUUGUACGUCCUCCAGGCAGUAGAGAGAGCUGGAUAUUCCAUCUUGGACAGCCUGCAUGAUCAGCUCCGCAGGGCAUGGAGGACACGGCCUCGUCUCUUGGGGCUCGGCUGGCUGCGCUGCCGGAGCUGUGCAGAGUGCUGAUCCCAGAGGCUCUGUCUGCUGGGGCCACCUGAGCCAGCAGGAAUGUUUCCUUUGUUCAAGGUUAUUCUUUCGUUCUUUUUGCUUUUCUGUAGCAUAGAAAUAUAGGAUGUGUUGUAAUAGA